This is a messenger RNA of Exophiala mesophila, 3621 nucleotides long. RefSeq lists its product as uncharacterized. The record is from RefSeq and is a predicted model, not a curated record. NCBI's taxonomy places the organism in Eukaryota, Fungi, Ascomycota, Eurotiomycetes, Chaetothyriales, Herpotrichiellaceae. The transcript has a single exon. The coding region runs from base 1587 to 3452 and encodes 621 amino acids.
GUGUGCUGAUCUUCAACUUCAGCCAGAAAGAACAUCCGCAGUUUGCUCAUCACCUCGCUUGCGUUCCACCUCUUCCCAAACCUCUGAAACCUUGGGCUCUUGUCUGUCGUAUCGAACUAACGUUGCCAUAAUCUUUGGGGCAAACCUCGAUAUGUCAGCUUCCAUCGUUCCCUAUUGAUCUCGACAACGCAGACGUCUUGAUCUUUGACUCGUCGACCGAAGCCUUGACAAUGGACCACUCGUGUCUAUCGGCUGAACCUUUGGACACAAUUUUGUCCACGUUCGGAAAGCCGUGGCUCUGAAUCCUGCAAGACUCAGUCAGAAGCCGUCACCUACAAGGACCGAAUGCUCCUGCCAGCGUCCUUGUCCGUGGACUCCUCAGCCUCAGAGAAAAUGACAUACCUGAUGGACUAUCAGACGCCGUGUGGUGCGCCUUGCAUUUUGCACACAGUGAGUCUUCGUUCAAAGAUCCACAUGUUUUCUUGUUGAAGCAGUGCGCCUGUGUCCCUGCUGCGGCGCACCUAUGGUACACCCUUGCUUCUUCCGACCAAUGGCCACAUUGAUCGUGGAAGACAUCUUCAAGAUAACACAUCUUGGAGCUAAGGUUUGUAUUAAAAUCCUAAAUAUUGCUUAGCGUUCAUCUACCAGUUUCAGGAAGGUGGCGUCAUGUAGAUGAUUUCUGCCUUCUCGUGUUGUUGGACAGGUUCAUACCUUGAACGGCCCUUUGGAUGGCCCACCAAGUGAGUGCGUCAAUUCUUGAAUUGCCCUGUUUAGCCUCUGUGCCCUCGUGCUGAAGUCCUCGGAGUUUCUGCUGGGGAGCAACAUGCAGCCUACAGAUUUCUGAUACGGUAUCAAUUUCAUGUCUGUUGAUUGGGUACCGCAGACCAAGGUGUGUCUUGACAGUCUAGCCGUGAGAUUCUCUCCCUUGUGUGGUAAGAUGAGCACACUUCAUCAAUAUUGAGUACCUCGCCGUUGAUGGUCUAGCGCCAGUAUUUGUGUGUGGGUCACUGACCCAUGCAAGCCAUCUCUCAGUCUGGCAAACACAACAUGACAAUCAUUCUCUGGUCGCAUGCUUUGCAGACAUACGGACAUUGUGUUUGGAAGGCAAGCAAUAACUCAAAAAGAACAACACUAUGGCAUUGUGUACCUCCCCUGUUAACAAUGAACUUGCAAGUUAACAAUCAGGGCGUCCAUUUGCUCUGGAAUGCACGGCAUAACCACGGACUUGGCAGAGCUGGAGCAUCACGCUUGCAACUUCCUGUCAGAAUGAUGGACUCAUGGGAUGUCCUCACAAACUUGAUUGCAAUUUGACUUCAACGAGAACUAAGAAUGGUUGCUAGACAGAUGUUACUUCGGGGGGACUCAGGCCACAUCGGCAGCACUUUGGGCCACUCCCGUGUGGAUGACGCCAAUUGGAUUGAUCCCGUGCGCAAGGAGCGACAUUCCUUCGCUCUAGCUACCAGGUUUCCAGGGCAGUUUGGAAAUGUUGUUUAUUUUCCUGGUAUGGAAUACAUCAAACAGCGGUUUUCGCUCGAGCCGUCCGGAUCUCCACACGAUUCAUAUUUUCACAGAUAACACAAGAGCAGAUGCAUCAAGUCAUGUCAUUGACGAGCACAUCAGAUUGUGUGUUCCGCCCAGAGGAGCAGGCGUUGAAAAUGCUGUUUCCCGACGCUUCAGAGGAAAGCAAUUCUUUCGAUGAGUUCUUUAACGAAGAUAUGUACAAGUUGGACACUGGGCCCAACGACGGGAUCGAGCAGGAGAUCCUAUAUGAUGACCUGUUUAGCGCAGAAGCCUUCUCGCCGGACAAGUUCAGCCUACCCGCUUUCGAAAGCUCACCCAAGUUCGAAGAAGCCCCGAUCCAACCGUGGCGAAAAGGAGUUUGGUGUCUGAAGCAAAGCCAGCAGUCAGCGCCCCUCACCGUUCAGAAGACUCGAAGACCAGAGACAAAGCGAACUGGGGCAAAUCAAACAAUCAAUUUUCUCCACAGUCCUCAGCAGACAUCACCAUCUCAGCCAUACAAUCUGCCUAUCAGUCAGACAAAGCGACAUGGGACAAGUCCCAAUCCGGCGGCACUGCAUUCUCUGAAUUUCUCCCAUCCUCCAUUUUCACGGGAAGCCACCCUAUCACCGUCGCCAAUGUAUUCACAACUGGCGGGCAACCUGGAUUCGAGCACAAACACCUGGCAGCAAGACUUUCAGAAUUUCUCUCUGCGACAAUUCUCCGAGGAGCCACUGCAGUCGCCUGGGGAAUCACCCUUUCAGCAACGCCGUCAACCUUCUGUCCCAUAUUCAACGAACCUAGGCCUUAUUUCUCGAACUCAAGAUAUAGACCUGACAUACUCGAUGGGUUAUGAUAAUUUUGCUGGCGAUUAUGUCCCCCAGAACGUUUCCGAAGCCAUUGACCCGGUCUUGCUUGAUUCUAUCCAGGCAGGACAAAUUCAAGCUUCCGUUGGAACUUAUACUCAACAAACACGAGUGCAGCAAGCUCAUUACAAGCAGGAGAGAAUCGGAGUGGUGCAAUCUCCCCUGAGUGACAGCCUCCCGUCCUCUACCAGCUCCAAUCACACACUUGGCACGAUGAGCUACACGUCCAAUACAAGUGGUAGUGGUCAGUCGCAGUGUUUGUUUUCACCCACGAAGAUGCCGAUCCAUCCUCCUCUGCCUGCACUUGCGCCGGAGGAGGCUUACCCAGCUCUGUCCGCCCCGAAACCCACGAGGGUACCCCAUCAAAUAUUACAGCAGCAGCCUGAAGAUCAGCUAAGAGUGUCUGCGACAUACCCUGGUGCGGAGCUGAUGGAUAACUCGAUGCUAUAUGAGCGGCAUGUCAACUACUGCGCAGUACCAUCCAACAACAAUAUCAUAGCAUCUAGUGUCGGGCCAUCAUACAAGCCAGCAUCGAUGAAUCAGAAAGCCCCCGGCUCUCUGGCCACGUAUCCUAAGCUUCCUCCACCUUCGUCGUACGUCUUUCCUGAUGGCUCGCCGUUCACGCCACGGAAGCAACGACGCUCACCGUCGCGAACACCAUCCCCGCCACUGUCACCCACCAAUCUCAGUACGCGACGCAAUCCGCAACGAUCUCCGGGGCGCAUUGUCACCGAGCACGGUCAGACACGACGGAAAUCGAUUCACAAGGCAGGACCCAUCAGGGAUUCUGCGUCACAAGAGCCCAUGCCCAGUCCGCGAGCCAGGUCGCAGUCACGGCCACCACGUACGCCCAGGACACCGAAAACACCGGCAGCUUCUGGCGGAUUGUCUAUCGACUUUGUCAAUUUCACCCCAAGGGACUCUGCAAAACUCCUCAACGAUGUGGCGCCGAGUGGAAGCUCAAAAACUCGAGCAAGACGAGAGCUGGAGGCCAAAGAGAAGAGGAAGAAGUUGAGUGAAGCGGCUUUGAAGGCAGUACAAAUUGCAGGAGGGGAUGUAUCGGCAUUUGAGAAGGCUAUUUUCACAUAGGUGCGAUGGAUAGAGUGAGAGAAGCGAUUCUAGGGGAACAUCGAUGGAUAUUUUAUAUAGGUGUACAGAUUCUUUGCCAUAUUUUAUGCCUAAAUGUCACACGGUGGAGGCGAAGGCUAUAUGCAAAUCUGCAAUAUUAAAGAGCGAGGAGUCUGUCAUCAAAUAUGCA